CUUCCAUUGGAUUCCAGGGAAUUCGCGAGCGCAGGCGGCUAUAAAAGUAAACGACAAACUGUGCGUCGCGUCAGAUCAAAAUCAAACGUCUUGCAGCGCAGCGAAUUAUUCAAGCAUUUUCUCUGUGAAAUAGUGUUUUCUUGUAUAAUCGGUGCAGAUAUUUAUAAAGAUGCCUGAAGAACAAGAAGUUGAGACUUUCGCCUUCCAGGCUGAGAUCGCUCAGUUGAUGAGCUUGAUCAUCAACACCUUCUACUCGAACAAAGAAAUCUUCCUUCGAGAAUUGAUCUCCAACUCUUCUGAUGCCUUGGACAAGAUCCGGUAUGAAUCUCUCACCAACCCAUCCAAGCUGGAGUCUGGCAGAGAACUGUACAUCAAAAUUAUUCCCAAUAAGAGUGAAGGCACCUUGACUCUUAUUGAUACUGGUAUUGGUAUGACUAAGGCCGAUUUGGUGAACAACCUGGGUACCAUUGCCAAGUCAGGAACUAAGGCUUUCAUGGAAGCUCUGCAAGCUGGAGCUGAUAUCAGCAUGAUUGGGCAGUUCGGCGUGGGUUUCUACUCCGCUUACUUGGUUGCUGAUAAAGUUACCGUAGUAUCCAAGCAUAAUGAUGACGAGCAAUACAUCUGGGAGUCUUCUGCUGGUGGAAGCUUCACAAUCCGUUCCGACUCUGGUGAGCCUUUGGGACGUGGAACCAAAAUUGUGUUGCACAUUAAGGAAGAUCAAACCGAAUUUUUGGAGGAAAACAAGGUCAAAGAGAUUGUGAAGAAGCACUCCCAAUUCAUUGGCUACCCAAUCAAACUGCUCGUCGAAAAGGAACGCGAAAAGGAGUUGAGCGAUGAUGAGGCCGAAGAGGAAGAAGACAAAGAUAAACCAAAGAUUGAAGAUGUCGGCGAGGAUGAAGACGAGGACAAGAAAGAUGAGAAAAAGAAGAAGAAGAAGACCAUUAAAGAAAAAUACACUGAAGAUGAGGAAUUGAACAAGACCAAACCCAUUUGGACCAGAAACCCAGAUGAUAUCAGCCAGGAAGAAUAUGGUGAAUUCUACAAGUCGCUUACCAACGACUGGGAGGACCAUCUAGCUGUAAAACACUUCAGUGUUGAAGGUCAACUCGAAUUCAGAGCACUUCUGUUCGUACCAAGACGUGUGCCAUUUGACCUCUUCGAAAACAAGAAGCGCAAGAACAACAUCAAGCUGUACGUCAGGCGAGUUUUCAUCAUGGACAAUUGUGAAGAAAUUAUCCCCGAAUACUUGAACUUCAUUAAAGGUGUGGUCGACUCUGAGGAUUUGCCGCUGAAUAUUUCUCGGGAGAUGUUGCAGCAGAACAAAAUCUUGAAAGUUAUCCGUAAGAAUUUAGUGAAGAAAUGCUUGGAACUUUUCGAAGAAUUGUCUGAAGACAAAGAUGGCUACAAGAAAUUCUACGAACAGUUCUCAAAGAACCUAAAAUUGGGAAUCCAUGAAGAUUCUCAGAACAGAACCAAAAUUGCCGAUUUACUCCGCUUUACCACUUCUGCCAGUGGAGACGAAGCCUGUGCAUUGAAAGAAUAUGUUAGCCGCAUGAAGGAAAACCAAAAGAGCAUCUACUACAUCACCGGAGAGAGCAAAGACCAGGUCGCCAACUCCGCCUUUGUCGAACUUGUUAAGAAGCGUGGAUUUGAAGUGGUUUACAUGACUGAGCCAAUCGAUGAAUACGUUGUCCAACAAUUAAAAGAAUAUGAUGGUAAACAACUAGUAUCUGUAACCAAAGAAGGUUUGGAAUUCCCCGAAGAUGAAGAAGAAAAGAAGAAGCGCGAGGAAGACAAAGCCAAGUUCGAGGGCCUGUGCAAAGUGAUGAAGAGCAUUUUGGACAGUAAGGUUGAGAAAGUCGUGGUUUCCAACCGUCUGGUUGAGUCUCCCUGCUGCAUCGUCACAUCUCAAUACGGCUGGACUGCCAAUAUGGAAAGAAUCAUGAAGGCCCAAGCUCUUCGUGACACGUCAACCAUGGGUUACAUGACGGCGAAGAAGCACUUGGAAAUCAACUCCGACCAUCCAAUCAUCGACAACCUGAGGCAAAAAGCUGAUGCAGACAAGAACGACAAAGCCGUCAAAGAUUUAGUUAUUUUGUUAUUCGAAACCGCAUUAUUGAGCUCCGGCUUCACUCUUGAGGAACCCCAAGUUCACGCUUCUCGCAUCUACAGAAUGAUCAAGCUUGGUUUGGGCAUUGAUGAAGACGAAGUGAUGUUGACUGAAGAUAUUCCAGUCGCCGAUGCUCCCGUUGAAGGUGGCGAUGCCGAAGAUGCGUCCCGCAUGGAAGAAGUAGAUUAAAUCGAUUUUCGUUUGUUGUCCAUCGAACAUGUGUUCUAAUGUGUUCUGCAUUAUUUUUAUAGUCCUAUUUUGUAAGUUUUUUUUACGAGACAGUAUUUUUGUUUGCUUAACUGAAAUCUCUUUCAGCCUGUACUGAAUAUCAAUUGUUUUAGGCUGUGUAAUAUUAUAGCGAAUAAAUUACCCGGUUGAUUUGAAAAGUU
Dendroctonus ponderosae (mountain pine beetle) is the source of this 2499-nucleotide messenger RNA. RefSeq names its product heat shock protein 83 (gene Hsp83). Gene Ontology annotation, biological process: protein stabilization; cellular response to heat; protein folding. The record is from RefSeq and is a predicted model, not a curated record. Gene Ontology annotation, cellular component: plasma membrane; perinuclear region of cytoplasm; cytosol. Bases 170 to 2299 code for a protein of 709 amino acids. The transcript is spliced from 2 exons. Gene Ontology annotation, molecular function: ATP hydrolysis activity; ATP-dependent protein folding chaperone; ATP binding. Lineage: Eukaryota; Metazoa; Arthropoda; Insecta; Coleoptera; Curculionidae.